Marmota monax (woodchuck) is the source of this 4959-nucleotide messenger RNA. RefSeq names its product tetratricopeptide repeat domain 7A (gene Ttc7a). NCBI's taxonomy places the organism in Eukaryota, Metazoa, Chordata, Mammalia, Rodentia, Sciuridae. The transcript has 22 exons. Gene Ontology annotation, molecular function: protein binding. Bases 314 to 3121 code for a protein of 935 amino acids. The record is from RefSeq and is a predicted model, not a curated record. Gene Ontology annotation, cellular component: plasma membrane. Gene Ontology annotation, biological process: protein localization to plasma membrane; phosphatidylinositol phosphate biosynthetic process.
GGGGGUUGUGGCAGCAGCUGCCGCAUAGGAGGCGAGAGCGACGCCGGGAGUUGCUGCAGCGGAGGCGGAGGCUUCUCCAGGACGCGUCCGGACCGCGCAGCCGGAGCCCCAGCCCGGAGGCGCCGGGCGGUGCACUCGGUGCUGCUGCUAUCGCCACUCUCCCGCAGCCACCAGGUCCCCCGCUGCCACCAGGGCCCCGGCUACCUUCAGCGCCUCCGUCGACCCCGCCGUCGUGUGCGCCCCAGCCGGGACGCCGCCCUCGGCCGGGUCUCCACUUUUCAGCCGCACCUUCCAUGACAGCGCCCGCGCGAAGAUGGCUGCGAAGGGCGCGCACGGCACCCACCUGAAGGUGGAGAGCGAACUGGACCGCUGCCGCGCUGAGGGCCACUGGGACCGCAUGCCUGAGCUGGUCCGGCAGCUGCAGACGCUGGGCAUGCCUGGCGGCAGCGGAACCAACCGACGAUCCAGCCCGAGCUCCAGGAUCGGCUCUCUGGACACGGAUGACUUUGGGAAAUUGCUGCUGGCAGAGGCCCUCCUGGAGCAAUGUUUGAAGGAUAAUCACACCAAAAUAAAAGACUCCAUCCCUUUGUUAGAAAAGACUGAUAGCAGAAUGAAUGAAGCCAAAGAUUACCUGAGCAGCAUCCUUAACCACGGGAAGCUGCCGCCACAGUACAUGAGUGAGGCCAUGCUGAUCCUGGGCAAGCUGCAUUAUGUGGAGGGCACCUACCGAGAUGCCAUCAGCAUGUAUGCUCGGGCUGGGAUCGAUGAUAUGUCCGUGGAGAACAAGCCCCUGUAUCAGAUGCGACUGCUGUCGGAGGCAUUUGUCAUCAAAGGCCUCUCCCUGGAACGCCUGCCCAACUCCAUCGCCUCCCACUACCGCCUGACCGAGCGGGAGGAGGAAGUGGUCGCCUGUUUCGAGAGGGCCUCCCGGGUGGCUCAGGUGUUCCUGCAGGAACUGGAGAAGACCACAAACAACAGCACGUCACGGCAUCUGAAAGUCUCUCACCCGGUUGACUAUGAGCUCACCUACUUUCUGGAAGCUGCCCUCCAGAGCGCCUAUGUGAAAAACCUGAAGAAGGGGAACAUCGUGAAGGGCAUGAGGGAACUCCGGGAGGUUCUGCGGACUGUGGAGACCAAAGCAACGCAGAACUUCAAAGUGAUGGCGGCCAAGCACCUGGCGGGGGUCUUGCUGCACUCCCUGAGUGAGGAGUGCUACUGGAGCCCCCUGUCCCACCCUCUGCCUGAGUUCAUGAGCAAGGAGGAGAAUUCCUUCGUCACACAGACCCUGCGGAAACCUCACCUCUAUGAAGGGGACAACCUCUACUGCCCCAAGGAUAACAUCGAGGAGGCCCUCCUGUUGCUGCUCAUCAGUGAGUCCAUGGCAACUCGGGACGUGGUGCUGAGCCGGGCCCCUGAGCAGGCAGAGGACCGGAUGGUGAGCCUACGGAAUGCUGCGGCCAUCUAUGACCUCCUGAGCAUCACGCUGGGCAGGAGGGGGCAGUACGACAUGCUCUCUGAGUGCCUGGAACGAGCCAUGAAGUUUGCGUUUGGAGAAUUUCACCUUUGGUACCAAGUGGCCCUCUCCAUGGUGGCUUGUGGGAAGAUGAGGAAACUAAGGCCCAGGGACUUGCCUGGCAGCAGCACCACCAGGCCCCCCUCUGGAUCCUCUGCCUGGCUCUUGGGAGGAAAGGAGUCAGCCUACGCCGUGUCCCUGCUACGGGAGUGUAUGAAGCUGCGGCCCUCGGACCCCACUGUGCCCCUGAUGGCUGCCAAGGUCUGCAUCGGGCCCCUUCACUGGCUGGAGGAGGCCGAGCACUUUGCCAAGGUGGUGGUCAGCCUCGGUGAGGAAGCUGGGGAUUUCCUCCCCAAGGGCUACCUGGCCCUGGGUCUCACCUACAGCCUGCAGGCCACUGACGCCACCCUGAAGUCCAAGAAAGAUGAAUUGCACCGGAAGGCACUGCAGACGCUGGAGAGAGCCCUGGAGCUGGCACCUGGUGACCCCCAGGUCAUCCUUUAUGUCUCCCUGCAGCUGGCCCUCGUCCGACAGAUCUCUAGUGCCAUGGAGCAGCUGCAGGAGGCGCUGCUGGUGUGCAGGGACGAUGCCAACGCACUCCACCUGCUGGCACUGCUCUUCUCCGCCCAGAAGCACCACCAGCAUGCCCUGGAUGUCAUCAACAUGGCCAUCACCGAGUACCCUGAGAACUUCAACCUGAUGUUCACCAAGGUAAAGCUGGAGCAGGUACUAAAAGGCCCAGAGGAAGCCCUGGUGACCUGCAGACAAAUGCUGCAGCUAUGGCAGACACUCUACAGCUUCUCCCAGCUGGGGUCCUGCCCUCCCUUGCUUUCCAGAGGCCUGGAAAAGGAUGGCAGCUUAGGUGAGGGCCACACGAUAAAGAAGCAGAGUGGCAUGCACCUGACCCUGCCCGAUGCCCACGAUGCAGAUUCUGGCUCUCGGCGGGCAUCAUCCAUUGCAGCCUCGAGGCUUGAGGAGGCCAUGUCAGAGCUGACCAUGUCCACCUCAGUCCUGAAGCAGGGUCCCAUGCGGCUGUGGACCACGCUGGAACAGAUCUGGCUGCAGGCUGCCGAGCUGUUCAUGGAGCAGAGACACCUCAAGGAAGCAGGUUUUUGCAUCCAGGAGGCAGCCGGCCUCUUUCCCACCUCGCACUCGGUGCUCUACAUGCGGGGUCGCCUGGCCGAGGCGAAGGGCGACCUGGAGGAGGCCAAGCAGCUGUACCAAGAGGCGCUCACGGUGAACCCCGAUGGCGUGGACAUCAUGCACAGCCUGGCUCUUGGAGGACUUUAUGAAAUCAGGCAUAUGCAUCUUUCCCAGUGUCUCCAUAGCAACAGAAGGCCUAACUCUGGGGAAUUCAUGGAGAAGGAAAAUGAUCCAGCUAAAAAUGGUCUGAUGCUGAGUCGGCUGGGCCACAAGAGCCUGGCCCAGAAGGUACUGCGGGACGCUGUGGAGAGGCAGAGCACCUGCCACGAGGCGUGGCAGGGCCUGGGCGAGGUGCUGCAGGCCCAGGGCCAGAACGAGGCUGCCGUCGACUGCUUCCUCACCGCCCUGGAGUUGGAGGCCAGCAGCCCCGUGUUGCCCUUCUCCAUCAUCCCCAGGGAACUCUGAGCGGCACUGCAGCAGCGGGGGACUGCCAGCACAGGCCCAGGGAGGCGGGGGCAGGCAGGGACAGGCAGGGAGCUGGGGUCAGGGAGGGAUGCUGGCAUUCAAGUGUGGGGCUUAGGGAAUACAUCGCUAGUGAACAUUUCCGCAGGCUGCAGCCCCAGUUCUGGCCCACGCCUCCCCGCUCCCCUCCGGGGCCAGCUGGGGCUGGAGCCGGGUGGACAGGAUUUGCAUUGGAAGCAAAUCCCUUGCUCCCUGGGACUCAGACAUGUUAUGAGCAGGGAGCUGGGUGGCAUCUCCACAAGGCCCCUCCCUCUGUGCCUGUGCAUCAUCUGAAGAUGCCCGAAGGGUGUCAAGCCCCCAUCCUUAGAAAUUCCUGACAGCUGUACUUUUUGACUUUGGACAAACUUUAGUCUCAAGCCUCUGCACCACCAGAGAGGAGCCCCCAGAGCUGCCUCUGGCUGGGCCAGGCUGUCCUGGAUUCCUUUCUCAGUGCCUUGGGAGACAGACUGGCUUGAACUUUAAGUGACUUUGCAGAGUGUGGUGACCUGACAACUCAAGAGUGGGGAGCCUCACAGCUGUGCCUUACCCCUACCCAUGCCUCUGCCUUGGGGUCUGGGGUCCCCACUCACUGAAUCUUGCUCCCCCUGUCUCAGGACAGGGCAAGUUUCUGGGUGGCUCAGGUCUUGCCCUGGUAGUCCCAGCUUGACUCUGCGGGCUGGGUGAGCACGACAGCACUUCUGGGUUCCUCUCUCAGAUGUUAGCAGAGGAUGCCUAGCAUUGUCCUUCUUUGUCCAAGGGGAUCAAAUGGGCCCUUCGUGCUCUUCCUCUCUGCCACCAAGUGCCUUUGGGCCUCUCGUGUAUGGACCUGAACAGCGGCCCUAACUAACCCUUACAUUUCUACCCAUCUCUCUGGAAACGUGCCCUAGCCUAAGUGGCCCCUAGAGCGGACCUUAGGGACAAAAAUAUGGCUCUGGACCCAGCUGUUUCUAAUACCCUGAGUCAACACAUUCCUGCAAGCCUUUCCCUGGGAUGCAGGUCCCUCCAGGGCUACUAAUACAGAGGGGGACAGCCUCUAGGACUGUGUCCAGUAUGCCUCAUCACCUAUAGCCCUAGGGCUUUCUUGGGUGACCCAAACCCCACCCUGGGACUCCAGGUGCUAUGGUUGGAGAUGGAGGAGACCAAGCCUGCCCCUCCUUUCCAUGAUGAAGCAGGCCUCCAUGUCCAGGACACACCCUGUCUGCAGGGUUGGGAGUUGCUGGGCAGAUGUCUCCUCCCUGUUGGCUCCGUGGUCUGCUGCUUCCACCCUCAGAACCCUUCCCCAGGAAGUCAUUCCCAGGCAGAGUUCCUCCCUGAUCUGCCACAGGUUCCAGGAGUAAUCGUCCCCUGGGCACAGCUCCCAUUUUGAGAUUCAUGGGAAGGUUGGUGAGGGCCACCCUGGUGUGUCAUAGCUGCAACUUUCCCCAAGGGGGACAGCUCAGCACUGCAGAGAGUGGGGGCCUCCUGGUCACCUGCACCAGACCAAGGGGCACCUCAAAGGACACGUGAUCCUUUGCCUCUUGGUUGAAGGAUCUCUCUGUAUGUGUAUGUAUGUAUGUAUAUAAAUAUAGAUAGAUAUAUAUAUGAUAGAGAUCUAUUUUUUUCUGGAAUUCUAUUAGAAAAAAAUAAGCAAAUGCCACUGAUGUGCCUUGGGGUGUGCAAGGAUAUUGGUAGUCACCUUUUGGUAGUAGGAAAUGGCAUCAAAUGCAUUCUGACAAGCGUGCCCUCUCUGGAAGCCACGGAGAGCUGGGCCAAGUUGCUGACAGUGACUUUGGAAAUUGAAUAAAGAGACUCUUGAAGGGGAA